ACGGAAUCAUCAAUUAUGCUACUUCAAAUUGAAUGAGAUGCCGAAUGAGCCCAAAUAUAUUCCAAAAAUGUAUUAUUAGAGUUGAGAAAAUGUCGUCUCUCUCUUACAGGUACAACAGGGCGUUCAUCAUCUGGAUCCGCCGUAACCGCAACAUCCCAGAGCAGUCUCACGCACCGCCAUCUCGCUUGGCAUACUCCUCCUCCAUCCGCUCCUCAUACAGGCGGUCGGCCUCCUUCUCGGCCUCCGUCUUGGGCCGCGUCACUCCGGCGCCCGAGUUGGCGCCGGCCCCGGUGGCGACAGCCGCGGCGGGGGUGGACUGCGAUUGCUGUUGCGGGGUGGUGGUGUCGGCCGGUUGGCUGGUGGUGGUGGAGGAGGAGAAGAUGGGGAGGCCCAUGUUUGCGAUGUGGGAUAUUUUGCGUGGAGAGAAGUGGGGAUUUGAAGGGUCUUUUUAUGGUGUCCCGGAUGUAUUUGCUGACGGAUUGUGAUGAGUUGGGGUUGCGAGGUCUUACUCUGGUGGUGGUUGAUGGCCGUCUUAUACCGCAGUGUGGCGAGUGCGGUACGUCACAUCCCCAACAUC
Molecule: messenger RNA, 577 nt
Organism: Ilyonectria robusta
Lineage: Eukaryota; Fungi; Ascomycota; Sordariomycetes; Hypocreales; Nectriaceae
Exons: 1
Coding region: 33-485 (150 amino acids)
Source: RefSeq, a predicted model, not a curated record